This is a messenger RNA of Stylonychia lemnae, 2913 nucleotides long. The record is from the annotation of a GenBank genome assembly. Lineage: Eukaryota; Ciliophora; Spirotrichea; Sporadotrichida; Oxytrichidae.
AUGUCAACCAACAUCAUAAAAAGCUAGAGCGAUACUAGAUAAUACAAGCACAUAACCUUGGCCAACAAGAUGCAAAUUCUAAUGGUCUCAGACCCUGAGGCUGAUAAGUCAGCUGCAUCAUUAGAUGUAAAAGUUGGAUGCUCUCUAGAUCCAAAGCCACUGUAUGGAACUGCUCACUUCCUUGAACACAUGCUCUUCAUGGGAACUGAAAAAUAUCCUUCAGAAAAUGAGUAUACCGAGUUUAUUAAGAAUAAUGGAGGCAGUGAUAAUGCUUUUACCUCUCUCACAGACACUAACUAUUACUUCGAUAUCUCAAAUGAGGCUUUUGCUGAGGCUCUUGAGAGAUUCUCUCACUUUUUCAAGAAGCCAUUACUUGGAGAAUCUUCAACUGAAAGAGAAAUGAAGGCAGUAGAUUCAGAGUUUAACCAAAGUUUGUAAAGUGAUGCAUGGAGAUACUUUGCAGUGAUGCAAGAGAACUGCAACCCUGAAGGACUCUUAAACAGAUUUAACUGUGGUAACUUAGAGUCAUUGAAGCAAGAUGGCAUAAGAGAUGCACUUCUAGAAUUCCACAAGAAGUGGUAUUCAGCCAAUAUCAUGAAGCUAUGUGUUGUUUCAAACAAAAGCAUCGAUGAACUUGAGACUUUAGUCAAUGAACUUUUUAAUGAGGUACCAAAUCAUGAUGUUGUUGUUCCAAAUCUUGGUGAGCCAGCUCCUUUACUCCCAAGUGACCUUGGUCAGCUAUAUAAAUUUGUUCCAGUUAAAGAUAAGGAUAUUUUGAAUCUUUAUUGGGUUCUUCCAUAUUCUUAAUUAGAGCAUAGAUCUUAGCCAUUGAAAUAUUUCUCUAACUUGUUCGGCCAUGAGGGUGAAAACUCAAUCUUGUCCUACCUUAUCUCAGAAGGUCUUGCUUUAGAGUUAUCAUCUGGAUAUGAUCACGAGCUUUGGAACUUCAGUUGUUUUUAUGUAGAUAUUACUCUCACCAGAAAGGGCUUAGAAAAUGUUGAGAGAGUCAUUGAAUCAGUAUUCACUUAUGCUCACAACAUCAAGGCCAAAGGUGUCUAAGAUUACAUCUUUGAUGAGAUUAAGAGAGUAGGUGAAAUCAACUUUACAUUUGCUGAUAAAUCAGGACCCUAGAGAUACGCUUUAAGAUUAGCAGGGAAAAUGCAGACAUUCGAAGGGGAUGAUUUACCUUACAUCUUGCAGCACAGUUAUAUUGCAGAUGUUUUCGACAAACCAAGAAUAGAAUAAAUGCUUGAUCUAAUGCUAGACUACAAAAAUCUCAACAUUUUUAUCAGAUCAAAAUCAUUAGAAUCAAUAUGCGAUAGAGAGGAUAGAUGGUAUAAAACUAAAUACUCAAGAUAGUCAUUCUCAGAGGAAAUGAUUAGAAUAAUAAGUAGUCCAAAUGUUCCAAUCAAUAAAAAAUAACUUGAUUAUCCCCCACCUAACAAUCUCUUACCAAAGGACUUGGAUGUCUUAGAGGCAAACCAAGCUCAUUCAGCUAGACCUAUUCUGGUAUAGCAAUGGAAUGAGACUGAUCUAUGGUAUAAAAAGGACGAUAAAUUCAAGAGACCCAAGGCAAUUGUGGAGAUGAAAUUAUACACCAACGAUUGUAUGUUUGGAAGAACUGCUCAUGCUAGAGUGUUUAUUGAAGUCUGGAAUAAUAUGUUGAAAGAGACCCUUAGAGAAUUCAACUAUACUGCUUCAAUGGCUGAAUUGGAAACAACUACUUCUGUUUAUCAUGAUAAUGUUAAUUUCGUUUGGAAUGGCUACAAUGACUCCCUUCCAGUCUUUGUAGUUGAAACUCUUUAAAGAGUGAAAUCCUUCAGAGUUGAAGAUUACAAGGAGACCUUUGACUAAGUCAAAGAGAAGUUGCUUUAAGAAUGGCACAACUUUUACUUAGAGCAGACUUAUAUCCAAGCAUAUUCUAACUUUGAGAAUAUAAUUGUCUCAGGUGCGUAUGAGAAGAGAACAUUGAGAAAUAUUUUAGAAAACUUCACACAUGAAGAUCUAAUUAGUGUAAGCAAAGACUGGCUGAAGUCAGGUAGGACACUGUGGUUCGUGGAUGGCAAUAUCUCCAAAGAUUCAGCCAUAUCAUUGGUUGAAAAAGCAAGAGAAAUUCUUUAGAUCAGACCUGUUGAUAAGGAAGACCUUGUUGACAUCAGAUGUAUCGCUCUUCCAGCUCAGCAAACCCAACUACUAGAGGUGCCAUUAUAAGAUAAGACUAAUGAGAACUCAUGCUUAGUAUCAUAUUUUGAAGUUGGGCUUGAGGCAAAUGAUAUCAGGAAAAAGCUAACUCAUCAAGUUGUUAUGCAAUAUUUGGAUGAGCCAACCUUCAAUUAACUCAGAACAAUCGAAUAACUAGGCUAUGUGGUAUUUGCAAGAUCGUCAUCAUUUAGAGAUGUGAUAGGAAGUAGAUUUAUUGUUCAAUCACCUGGCUAGAGUUGUGAGUACAUCGUUAACAGCCUGAACACCCUCUUGAAUGUCCAAAGAUAAAAGGUGAAGGAACUCUCAGACGAGGAUUUCAAGACUCAGGUCGACUCUGUAAUGACUAAGAUAGCAGAGAAAGACUACAACUUAAAUUCAGAGCACUCAAGACUCUGGGGUGAAAUAUCAACACACAAAUAUGUCUUUGAUAGAUAAGAGAAGGAGAUUGAAAUCCUUAAGACUUUAACUAAGCAAUAAUUCCAAGAUCAUUUCGAAAAGACUUUCUUUAUUGACAGAAAGAGACUAGACUAUGAAUUGACCUCAGAAAAGCAUAAAGAAGGCCAGGAGGAGUGGAAAGCUAAAAAUUUGGCUGCUUACUAUCCAAACGCAGAGGAGAGAGUUCAAGUAGAAGUAUCACUACAGACCUUCAAAAAGCAAAUGAGUCUUCAUCCAGAUCUCUUCAAAGCCAGCUACGCUUCAUUCAAAAUGUGA